AUGCUGGAGCGCACGGCGGGAUGUCUAGAAUCAGGCAGUUUGCGUUGCCUGCUACCAACAUCCAGGAAGUCUUUGAAGAGUCGCAGAACACUGCACUCCGGCUUUUGGAACCACGCAGCAGGAGAUCUUGAGCUUUCGUCCCCAUUAUGGGCCGCCUUGGUUCGAAGCGCCGAUUCCGUUGCUCAGGAAGCAGAGACCGCUGAACAGAAAAUCUUGACUGGCAAUGGGGGCAUGUUCUUGGACUUCUUGUACCCCGUUGGGACAAUGAACCUUUUCAAGCAUUACUCAGGCUGGGGUGUUGAUAGACAGGAUUCGCGGUGGGCCAGCAAUGGACUCGCAAAGCUCGGUCAAAGAUUAUACACGUCCUCCGCUACAGAUCCUCCAUUACCGGACCACGGUGCAUAUUCUACUGGUCAAGAAGGAGAAACGUCGGAGAAUUCCGAAACUGAUAUACUUCGUGGCAAGAUGGGACUUACAAGAGCCACUGAUUAUGAAGAAGCGUGGCGACAGUAUCUUCUACUGGGCGAGGCCGAUCGAAUACGGGUCCGAAAGCAACUGAUACAGUACUACUCUACAUCGGACCGAGUACUCGACGCGGAAAGGACCAUUGAUCUGUUUGAAGGUAUGGGAGCCGAGGAGAGAGACGCCCCGACUUAUCAAAAGACGAUACGGUCCUAUUUGAGACUCCGCAAUUUGCAUGACGCUACUCUGAUGUAUAGAACCAGUCUUGAAAUCCUCAAGGUACCAGCUGGUGCCGAUGAGCUUCUGGCCCACCUGUUCAAUCUUUCAUCGUGGUCCGAAGCUUGUGAUAUAUGGUCGGACGUUCAACAGCCCAGCCAGGAACAGCCGCAAUUCAAUUACGAUAUAUACACACUCGUUGAGAAGCUGCCAAACUUUAGAGAACUCUUAAUUCCACGGAAAGGUGGGAGAAAAUCUGGCAUGCGUCCUCUAUUCGAUUUCGCUCAAACGAUGAUUCGGAUGGCCUUAUUCAGAGAGGAAUCAUUUAAAUCGACUGAGUUUUCAGAACUUCUAGACCAUUUGAUUAGUUUGCGCUGUAUGACUUCGGAUGAUUUUCAGCGGAUUUACAAAAUGCUGAUUUCCCUGGAUGAAAGGAAGCUACUCAUUCAAUGCUACGAGAAAGUGCGAAGAGAAACAAGAAUUGAGUUCCGCCAUUACGCACUUAAUGGGAUAUUGAAGAUUUUCUGUCGUUCUCAUAAUAUUCAAGGGAUGAAUUGGGUUCUGGAUGACUUUGUUCGCUGCCAUGGGAGACCGUCAGAAAUGACGUACAGGAUAUGUCUAACAGAGUUUGCUGCCCAGGGCGAUGCAACUACUGUUCAUACACUCUUCGAUCAGUAUAUGGCAUACUAUGUCUCGAAGGCUCAUCCGCUACUCGACUCGGAUCGCUUGUCUCCUAUCCUCCAGGUACAUGCGAAGCGUGGUGAGAUUGAUAAAGUCAUCAAAGCUUUCAACGAGAUUUCAGACACCUAUGGGCUGAAGCCGACCAUCCUCUCGUGGAAUAUCCUUAUCAGUGCCCAUUGCAAGGUGCAGAAUAUCGAUGAAGCAUUCACUUGCUUACAGUUGAUUCUCGAAUCCCCUGAUAUCGACCCAGAUGACUAUACUAUUGGAACCCUGAUGGGAAUUUGUGUAAACCGCGGAGAUCUUGAAAGUGCUGUUGAGCUCUACCGGUAUGCCGAAGAUCUUCAAAUUAAGAAGAGUGCUGCUAUGGUCGAUUGUCUCGUGCUUGCACAUGUCCAAGAUGACCGUUUCCAAGAAGCCGAAGAAAUCUGUGUGGAAGCUGCUGGCAUGGACCUUGAAGGGAGCCGGACACGGAUGUGGAACUAUCUCAUUGUUGGAUGCGCUCUCAACCGCGACCUGCCAAAUGGGAACCGAAUACUCCAACGCAUGUCUUCGUUUGGCAUUGAACCGGAUGAAUUUACAUAUACAGCAUUAAUGCAAGCACUUUGCAUGGUACGGCAACCGAAUCAAUGCCUCCGGAUCCUACGAGAAGUUCUACCAGCUGCAGGAUAUAAGGUGAACGCGUUCCACUUUGCAGUCAUCAUGGGUGGCUAUGUUGCAACUAAACAGUACUGGAAGGUUUUCGAACUCAACAAGGAGUUGAGAGAGCAUAACAUACGACAAUCAGCCAGCACGAACGCCGUGAUGCUGAGAGCCCAAGUCUCAAGCGAUGCGGUGGUAUUUAAGCGAGGUACUGAAUUCCAGCAAUAUCAAUCCGCAGUAGCAAUGUUCUUGGAUUAUGUUGGAUCUAUGGAUCCUCGAGAUAUAUCAGAUCCUGCUAGGAAGCUCAUGAAGGGAAGCCCGCUCGAUAUUGCAUAUCCAACAUCAAUGUACAGCUAUAUAAUGUACGUCCUCGCACAAAGCAACGAUACUGAGUCGGCGAAAGAAUUAUUCGAAAGUUACAAGGCCGCCCUUCCAGAGAACCGACGGAAAACCCCUCCAAUAUCGAUUCUGUCGGCCUUGUUACUGGUGAAAUGGCGGGAGCGUGACAUGAACGGGGUCGAAGAGAGCUGGAACCUCGUGCUUGCAGCCGCCAAAGAGCAAGGGUCACCGCUGAGGCCUCCAGGGCCAUUUUGGAAACAUAAUGAUCCUACCAACGAUGUCUCAACAACACGACCUAAGAUAUUGUACGCACAUGAGAUAGAACUAGCACAGUGCCUAUCCUGGUACUUGGAAUCUCUAGCUUACCAGGGAUUGGCGGACAAAAUGAUCAUCACCGUCCAUGACUUCAUCAGAGACGGCUUCGUGCUCGACAUGCGAAACUGGAAUACCUACAUCCAGCUCCUUGCCCGGGAAGGGCGUCCAAAGUUAGCUUUCGAAGUCUGCGAGAAGUACCUUAUGCCUAAUUGGACAGGUUGGUCGAGGAUCCGGCGAUACCUGCCAGUACCGGACCGCCUCCCGAAGGAGAUUCGGGCCAAGAGGAAAAAUCCACGCCAUAUUCGGCCGAUCACAACCACGUUGCUUAUACUGGCGCGCAGUUACAUGGAUAUCGUGGCCGCGGCUGCAGAAUCGAAGGCUUACCGAUGGCAGCUUGAUGACCUAGAGCGCUUAUAUCCGAAGACAGUUGAUGCCAUCAAAACCAUGCAACGAUCCUAUAGCGAGCAAGAGGAACAGAUAUUGAAGCGCUUUUGA
Messenger RNA from Lachnellula hyalina, 3147 nucleotides. RefSeq names its product Pentatricopeptide repeat-containing-like protein (gene MEE40). Bases 1 to 3147 code for a protein of 1048 amino acids. The transcript is spliced from 2 exons. Gene Ontology annotation, molecular function: protein binding. NCBI's taxonomy places the organism in Eukaryota, Fungi, Ascomycota, Leotiomycetes, Helotiales, Lachnaceae. The record is from RefSeq and is a predicted model, not a curated record.